Molecule: messenger RNA, 1224 nt
Organism: Trichechus manatus latirostris (Florida manatee)
Lineage: Eukaryota; Metazoa; Chordata; Mammalia; Sirenia; Trichechidae
Gene: MRPS9
Product: mitochondrial ribosomal protein S9
Exons: 11
Coding region: 7-1056 (349 amino acids)
Biological process (GO): translation
Cellular component (GO): ribosome; mitochondrial small ribosomal subunit
Molecular function (GO): structural constituent of ribosome; RNA binding
Source: RefSeq, a predicted model, not a curated record
GGCAACAUGGCGGCUCCCUGUGUGUUCUGUGGUGCUGCAGGUUUCUACCGGUUCUUUCUGGGAAGUAGGGUUCCUCUUGCCCAGAGGCCAGGCAUCUGGAAAGCAGCAGCAGCAGCUGAGUUGCAGACCGGUACCAGAUCCCAGAUAGUAAGGCUAAAACACGUCACAGUUGUAACAACAAGAGCUAUUGUUUACCUUUUUCCAAGUGGUUUGUUUGAGAAGCGAGCCCGGCCAGUAAUGAAGCAUCCUGACCACAUUUUCCCAAAACAAAGAGCAAUCCAGUGGGGAGAAGAUGGCCGUCCAUUUCAUUUUCUUUUUUAUACUGGCAAACAAUCAUAUUAUUCAUUAAUGCAUGAAGCAUAUGGAAAGCUACUAGAUAUUGAAAAACGUCAAAAUCAGUUGCAAGCCGAAGGUCUAGAUCUGGAAAAAACUAAAACCAAAGACCUGAUUGGCAGCAGAUGGCUGAUUAAGGAGGAACUAGAAGAAAUGUUAGUGGAAAAACUGUCAGAUCAAGAUUAUGCGCAGUUCAUUCGGCUGCUAGAAAGGUUUUCGACCUUGCGAUGUGGUGCUGCUGAAGAAGAAUUUGUGCAGAGAUUUCGCAAAAGUAUAACUGUUCAAUCCAAAAAACAGCUGAUUGAACCUUUGCAGUAUGACGACCAAGGAAUGGCCUUCAGCACAAGCGAAGGUAAAAGAAAGAGUGCAAAAGCAGAAGUAGUUGUUUAUGAACGUGGAAAUGGAAAAAUAAAAGUAAAUGGAGUUGAUUAUUUGCUUUAUUUCCCAGUGACACAGGACAGAGAACAGUUGAUGUUCCCCUUUCACUUCCUGGACCGGCUUGGAAAACAUGACAUGAACUGCACGGUCUCGGGGGGCGGGAGAUCAGCUCAGGCUGGAGCCAUACGCUUGGCGACUGCAAAGGCCUUAUGCAGUUUUGUCACGGAGGACGAGGUCGAAUGGAUGAGACAAGCUGGGCUGCUCACUACUGAUCCACGUGUCAGAGAACGGAAGAAGCCAGGCCAAGAAGGCGCCCGCAGAAAGUUCACGUGGAAGAAGCGCUAAGUGUUUUUUCCCAGGAAAGAGGAGGCCUGGCCUGCGGCAGACGCGCAAUAACUGUUUGUUGGCCAGCGUCAGGGCAACACAAACUGACCGUUGUUUGAGUUGUGAGAUGAUGUAUUUUUAAACGCUACUUUGUAAAGAUUACCUUAAAAAAUAAAAUAAAAAUGAUUU